Molecule: messenger RNA, 2009 nt
Organism: Onychostoma macrolepis
Lineage: Eukaryota; Metazoa; Chordata; Actinopteri; Cypriniformes; Cyprinidae
Gene: slx9
Product: SLX9 ribosome biogenesis factor
Exons: 6
Coding region: 151-891 (246 amino acids)
Biological process (GO): maturation of SSU-rRNA from tricistronic rRNA transcript (SSU-rRNA, 5.8S rRNA, LSU-rRNA)
Cellular component (GO): preribosome, small subunit precursor; nucleolus; 90S preribosome
Source: RefSeq, a predicted model, not a curated record
GUCUUCCGUUUCUGUUUUACUCGGACGAUAUUAGCUGUAACACCAAACAAAUUGUCAACUUUAACACGUGCGGGACUUUUCCUGAACGUUUGCGCUGUGUAAACGUAAGGAUCUUAUCGAAGUGAAUUAAAACACGCAUACUUAGACAGAAUGGUGGGGAAAAUUAAACGGGUCCGACAGAAGCUCCAUCACGGCGCUGUGAAGCUGGGAAAUGAGCAUCAAAACAAACCCAUGCUGGAGAGUCUGGAGAAGAUACAGAUGCAGCCCAUUCAGCUCAUUAAAACAGAUUCACAAGAGACCAAACUCAACACAUCUGACCGCAGUGUAAAUAAUAGUUCAAAGGCGUUCAGUUUUCCCUCCGGAGUUUUUGCUGGAACUGAAAUCUCCCCCGAGUCUUUAGUUCAAACGCUGAAAGUUGAUGAUCCAUCAGAUGUGACCAUAAGCACAUCUGCAGGAGAACACAAAGGCACAGGAGAAAAGAAACAACAGUCAAAGAAAGAAAAAAUGAAGGAGCGCAAGGAAAAAUGGCUUAACAAGAUCAGUGCGAUCAAGCUGGCGCAUGAGCAGCAGGUGGCGCAGGCUCGGAGGAAGGCCACACCCGUGGUGGGCGACAUGAGACCGCUGGCCGAUGCCCUUCCUGAACUCUCCCUGCUCUUCCCGUCUCUCAAAACCCUCGCCAGCGCACAGCGGAAAAACAAAGCUUCGGUUAAGAAGAAACCAGAACCUACAAACUUCAGCUUGAUGAAACCAGCCCAGAAACGAAAACUACUCGAGACGGAAGCAUCUCACUUCAACGAAGCCAUGAAAAAUCCCACCUUCAAGACCAACCCUUUAGCUGCGAUUGGUGAUCACCUGCGAAAACGACUCAAACAGGAAGACGAACAGAUUUAAUCGCGACUCUCCUGCGCCGCCCUGUUGGUAGACUUCAAGAACUGUAUUUAUCAUACGCUGGUACAUCGAAAACAAACAAAUACAGUAAAACCGGUUUUGGACUUCAUAACAGAAUAUGAAAAUGAAGAGGAAUCCAGAGAUUUGCAUAACUUGCUUUAUCUGACAUGCAUAAACGCUAUGCAGGAAACAGUUUAUCGCGGUUUCUCAGUGUAAUUUUGUAAAUGAGUUGGAGUAAAAUGAAUUGCUUUAAUAAUCAUGUUACCAGAUAUUUAAUGAGGGUUUCCACGCUGUCUGUUCCAUAUGCUCUUGGUAAAUAAAUCCAGGUGGAAAAUGAUUACGCAUAUGUUUUUUCUUUAUUAGCAGCACAUGCUGAGAAAAGCUUGACUUAUAACGAUUAAACGCUCAAAAAAAUCAUUCAUAGACUUAAACUGAUAAUGAUGCAUUCCUUAUUAUGAAAUUGACUCUACCUGCUGCUUUCGUUCAUUGAAUAUCACAGACAAAAGCCUCUAAUUAAAGCGAGAUCUGAUAUAUCAGACAUUUAGCAUGUGCUUCUGUAUUUCCAUGGCAACACGUUGCAAAAAGAAGAAAAGGGCGGUGGCGGCAACACUUUUCAGAGAUAAAGGAGAAAUGGGAACCUGAAGCCUGUCAUUAACCGGACUUCUCUUAAUGGCUUCAUGAGUGCAGACUGUAUAGGUCUUGGAUGUCUGAUAUUGAGGAGGACCUUCUCUUGGAUCUCAUUUCAGCCAAACUGGAUCCACUUCGCAAUCCCAGCAAAUGUGCAUAAACGCAACAUUAUGGCAUAACAGAAGCAUAGAGUCAGCACAUAUGUAAUGUUUGUGAUUAAGUGAGCGAGGAUUGUGGGUGUAGAUAGAUGUUCUUCACCCACACAAGAUUCACCUCAGCGUGUUCUUGUUGGUUUGUCCUAAAUCCAUUUAUUAUUGGAUACGAUACUAAAUGGUGAAAUGUGUAUGAUUUCAAUGACAGAUAGUUAAAAGAAAAGCAACAUUUCCAUCUUAAUAUCUGCUCAGCAAUACUCAUAGCCGCAUGUGCAAUCAGUGUCAGAAAUGAAUUAAUGUGUCAUUUUGUCAAAUAAAUUUGUUGAAUUGUUUGCAAUUGAA